CCUGUGUUAAACUGUUAUUAAAACUUUAAAAAGGCUUUCUGUGAACGGUCUUUCUUUGUAAAAAAAUGCGUGUGCACGUGCGGCUUAUAGUCCGGUGCGGUUUGUAUAAGAAAAAAACUAAAAUAUCCCCCAAUUUUAGCUGGUGCGGCUUAUAGUCCGGAAUUUACGGUAUUUAUUAGUAGUGUUAUAAAUGAUUAUUUAUCAGCUUCUGAGAUUCUUUUUGGACUGAACUUGUUCAGUUGAAAUGAAGUGAAUGUGUCCAUGUGGUUUGUCAACAGCUCAUGUUGACUCUUAACACAGCCCUGUCACUAAACCUCAAAGUUGUCUCAAGGAAGUCUUUUCUUCCCUGAUCAUAAUAACAUUCAGGAUUAUAUCGGCUGAGAAGAUGCACCGAGGAGGCGUUGCGCAUCGGGGCAGAUCUGUGGUGCUCAUGCUUCCCGGUUAUGGAUUCUCUCCAUUUCCUGAUUUCCACCAUCCCGCUUUGCGCUGCAGCGACGACGGUCCCACCAUGUGGCUCCCCGGCAAGUCGACGGCGGCUCUGAUCUCUGACCCCCACGACGACGACGAGUCUCUCCCUCAUCGCAAACACGUGGCCGUGUGCCAGCAGGAGACUUUGACCUUCAUCGAUCUUCAGCCGUCAGUGAAAGCUCAACUCAAUGGAUGCGGUGGCUCUCCUGGCUCCACCUACGCCCAACACCUCGACUCUUUUCGACACUCGGGUGAACUGAUUGACUGGGCCAAAAGUUACCUGGGCAAGGUGGAUGAACAGCUCUCUUCCAAUUCUUUUCCUACCAAGAUCAAAUGGCAAAAUAGUCAUAAGACGUGUUUACUAGAACAUAGUGAUGGAGCUGCAUCAGGGUGUCAUCCCCACCACAUCCCUCUUAGUCUCCCUUUGGCCUUCCCACUGUCCCCACUCUACACAAACAGAGACUCCUGGGACUCCCAGAUACCUUGUUCUCCAUCCCCACCUGAAGGUCCAGAUUUUCCCAACUUGGACUCCUACCAAGCGCAGAGGCGAACAUCCCAAGGUUCGCUUAAAGAGAAGUCCAUUCGCCGUAAGAUGCAGGUUUAUUCUCCGGACAGCCUCAGUGACGACUCUCUCAGCAGCCCCGUCCUGGAUGCCGACUUCCUCUUCCCUGUGACCUUCACGUCUUUCCUGGAGGAGGACCUCUGUGGACAAUCCUCGCAAGAUACCGACCCCAGCCCUUCGUCCACAGAAGCCACUCCGGAUCUGCGUGACCUCAGUCCGGAUGAUAUUCUCCAGGAUUCACUUGCAGGCGUGAGAGAAGAUAGUCAGGACACGGCAAUGGCGGGCAGCAGUGUGCCACGCAGUCGCCAAGCAGACCACGAGCGGCGCCGCUUCUCGGCUUCCGAAUUGAUUUCCAGACUCCAGCUGUCCCAAAAGAAGAAUUCCUUCACCUUGAAGCUGGGAAAGUCACUGUCAGCCCGGGUCGCCUCCAAGGACCGACAGAGUUUGAGCCCGGAUUAUAAGUCCAAUGCAAAACCACGGGGCUCCUACAAUGAUAGCGCCCCCCACAGUCCUGUAGGACCUGUACCGCCGCCACUGCCCAGCAGUGAAAUUGGAAUGCCAACGCAUUGGUGGAGCAGCAAACUUGGAAUGCGAAAGCGAUCCACCGAGGAAGACUUGUGCACGCCGCCCGUUGUGUCUUGCUCCAAUCGCUUAUCAAGGUUCUUGCCGAGUUCCAUCCUGUAUCAAGAAUACAGCGACGUUGCCAUCAAUAGAGAAAUCCAAAGGCAACAAGGCAAGGAGCCGGGCACGGACGAAGACGGCCUCAAGUUGUGUGUAAUGCAAAUGAUUCUUUUAAUGACAGUGUUGUAUGGAAUAAAAGUAUAACAUUGAAACAGAUGAAGAAGACCCAUCCUUUAUUGUUUGGCACAAGUCACAUUCGGUUUGAUUUAGUGCACAUGAACAAGAUUGCCCACAAUUUGUGUAUGUCAUGACCGUACAAUUUAAGUUGACUUUCUACGUACCAUGUAAAACUCUACUUUGGUCGGGCAAAGUGAUCUGGGUCGUACCAAAAUGUUAUUUUUUAUGUGUAAAUAAAAUAAAGUGAAAGUAA
Messenger RNA from Syngnathus typhle (broad-nosed pipefish), 2081 nucleotides. Its product is annotated as rho guanine nucleotide exchange factor 19-like. The record is from RefSeq and is a predicted model, not a curated record. The transcript is spliced from 6 exons. Gene Ontology annotation, molecular function: guanyl-nucleotide exchange factor activity. The coding region runs from base 386 to 1855 and encodes 489 amino acids. NCBI's taxonomy places the organism in Eukaryota, Metazoa, Chordata, Actinopteri, Syngnathiformes, Syngnathidae. Gene Ontology annotation, biological process: regulation of actin cytoskeleton organization; activation of GTPase activity.